GUUGGGUCUCGAGUUGUUUCGCGAGGCCUCGAGGAUUUUUCUCAUGAGAACCAGCGUCGAUAGCCGAAGCCAGUGUUACAGGCGCUCCCUCAUGCUCCUGCCCCUGGCUACGCUCGGCGUCCUCCGCCCUGCUCCUCCCUUGCAUCGUCCUCCUUCUCCUCCCCCCCCACUCCUGACUCCUCCUGCAUCCUCCCUCCUCCCCCGCCCGAACGUGCAGGCGAGCAGCCAUGUACAGUAACGCACCUUCGCCAUCAUAUUGCACUUCGGCACGGCUACGUCCCUGGCCGGCACGUGAACAAGUCGUGCGGAAUCAUUCUGCUCUUACGCAAGAAGAAGUUCAGACGGAAGCACAUCGCGGAUUCCCCUCUUGUUCCCAGACAGCGUCUGGGCCGCGUGGCGCUCCGUCGGAUCCGAUCGGGGCGAUUUGGCAUCUUGAUACUUGUCACAUGCUUUCCCCCUCGCCCGUCACCGCGUCGAUGUACUGUCAGCUGUAUGUGUGCUUGGUUGAACGAGGUUUUUACUUGGGCGAAAGCCCGCUCAUCUGUCUUGUGGGGUUUCGACCUCAACGACUCGUCCGGGCUCUGUCGUCAACGGGGUGCUGGCCUUGCUCCUGUCCAGUCCCCUGCGUUGGGCAGAUUUGGCGUGGGCGAACAGAGGUUCGCAGGAGAUUGGGUGCUUGAGAUCUUCGAGCGAUGUUCGCUGAAAGGGGUAUCCAUGUCUUUCUCUGUGGGCAACACGUAUUUCGGCCACGGGAGCUCGAGCCCGAUCGACUACGUUGUUGUGUGUGAGUGGCAGGCUCGGUAUGUGGUGAGAUGUUUGGGGCUGAAGCGUUCCAACUUGAGGCUGAAGCUGAUUCGGAAGCAAAGGCUCCAGGAUCAUGUGCCUACUAUGAUGCGUGUGCCCUGCGACUUUGACAUAUCAUGGUCUCGACUUGAGGUUCGCCCAGUGCCCUGGCUUCCACGAGAUGUUUCUUGAUGCCCCCGCCCCCGAUUCAGUAUGUCAGGAGUGGGCCACAACGGUUUAUUCCACGGCGGCGAAGCAUUUCAGCAGAUCGGCGUCCGCAGACCCCUGUGCGCAGGCGUGCGCGGAAGAACGGGCACGGCUUCUGGCAGCUUGGCGGCAUCAGCGCUCGCUUGGUGAUGAUGAUAUGACUACGACGCAUGCUCUCGCCAGAUGUUCCAGACAAUUGAGGCAGCUUCGACGGGGACGGCAACAGGCGGUCACGGCGCAGCUGGUGCAUGAGAUGGAGCAGGCAUGGCAUUCUCGACGCCAUGCGGAUGUCUGGAGGCCCGCACACCUCCUUGCAGGCCAGUGCCGCGAACCUCGCAAGAGACGACACAAUGCGGCAGACGAGUUUUUUUUUGUUUUUGUUUUUUACCAAGGGCCUCCGAAGUGUGCGAGCACUUCGCGAAGGAUGACCCCAGCGGAGGCUUCGCCGCAGUGCCGAUCGACCUUGGUGAGUUCUCUGGCCAGCGCGCGUCGACCCUCUCCUCCACCACCCAUUGGAGCGGAUAGCUUUGCAGCCGUGGAGGAAGGCCGCGAUGAUCUCCAGAAGGUUUGUGGACUACUUGCUCGGGCCCCUCGUCG
Messenger RNA from Prorocentrum cordatum, 1587 nucleotides. Lineage: Eukaryota; Dinophyceae; Prorocentrales; Prorocentraceae. The record is from the annotation of a GenBank genome assembly.